UAUUAAGGUCAAAGUGCACCGGAGAAGUACUUUUUCGGGCAAGUUUUUUCCUAAAGCAAUCAUUCAUUUCUAAAGACGAAUUGAGAGUGAAUUUGCUUGUAUAUAAACACGAUGAAGCCUGUGCUUAUGGCUGUUCUGGUUGUUGGAGCCUACGGUUGUGGGCUUCCCACCUACCCUCCUGUCCUAUCAAAGGUCUAUGGGGGUGUAGAUGCACUUCCACACAGCUGGCCCUGGCAGAUCUCCCUCCAGUACAUGCACAGUGGAAGCUGGUACCACAUGUGUGGUGGCACCCUCAUUUCCGAUGAGUGGGUUUUGAUUGCUGCUCACUGUAUUAGCAGUUCCAGGAGUUACAGAGUGUAUCUGGGAAAACAUAACCUGUAUAUGCUAGAGAGUGGAUCUAUCGCCAUCUCCCCUAGCAAGAUAAUUAUCCAUCCCGCAUGGAAUUCUAACUCUAUACGUGAUGACAUCGCCCUGAUCAAACUGCAGACUCCUGUGACCCUAAGUGGCACUAUCAGCCCCGCAUGUCUUCCACCGGAUGGGUAUAUUCUGCCCCACAAUGCCCCCUGCUAUGUCACUGGUUGGGGAUCUUUCUACAUCAAUGGACCCCCUCACGAUAUCCUGCAGCAGGCUCUGCUUCCUGUGGUGGAUCACGCCACCUGCUCUAGGUCUGACUGGUGGGGCUCGAAGGUCACACAAAACAUGGUCUGCGCUGGUGGAGAUGGUGUUGUUGCUGGAUGUACUGGUGACACUGGUGGCCCCCUAAAUUGCGCAGGUAGCAGUGGUACUUGGGAAGUCCAUGGUGUUUUAACCUAUCAAAGUUCAAUGAGCUGCCUGAUAGGCAAGAAGCCCAACAUUUUCACUCGUGUGAGCGCCUACAUUGACUGGAUCAGCAAGAGCAUUGCCGGUUAUUAAAAUGCAAGCAGAAACGGGAGUUUUCUGUCAUCCAUGUCUUACACAAUAAAAACCAGUGCUGGGGUUCAUUUGACCUACAUUCCCUUUUUUUUUAGACUGCUCAAAAUAUUGGUUAAACUGUACAUUUUUUUUACGAAGAUAUUUCAUAUUAAGGGUCAUGAAUGUUCAUGGAAAGUUUUAACACAUAAAUGUGUUUUAGAAAGGCUAUACAAAAAUUGUUACAACUUUUAUCGGAAUUGGUUUUCAUGCAAUUUGCCAAAAAAAAAGCUUGUCAAAUGCUAAAAUAUGAAACACAUAAGAAUUUCAAGACUUGUUUUAACUUCACUUUUUUUCUACUUUUACAGUUCUAAAAACACUUUUACAAAAAUCUAAGUUUAUGUGUGUGUCUGUGCAACUAAUUUUGAAAAUAAAUAUGUGAGACCAAAUUGAUCCACAACUCCACAGAAUACAUAACAUAAUUUACAAGCUACAAUAGAGUUUUUGUGUUCUAACAUGAAUUUUUUGUAUUUUUCACAAACUGAGUAGAAACCAGGUCAGUUUGGCCCCCAGCAGAGAAGUAUUAUAAAUAAAUGGUUCAAAUGCA
Molecule: messenger RNA, 1495 nt
Organism: Puntigrus tetrazona (Sumatra barb)
Lineage: Eukaryota; Metazoa; Chordata; Actinopteri; Cypriniformes; Cyprinidae
Product: chymotrypsin-like elastase family member 2A
Exons: 8
Coding region: 112-912 (266 amino acids)
Biological process (GO): proteolysis
Molecular function (GO): serine-type endopeptidase activity
Source: RefSeq, a predicted model, not a curated record